UCAGCUGGGCUGACCUGUGUGUGUGCCACCUGUGAGCUGCCAGGACGGCUCCGCUUCUGCGUUCUCCAGGGCAGAGCUCCGGAGGCUGUGCAGCUCUUGUUUUGAGACAGAAAUGCUGAGCUUCUCCAGGGGUGCUGAUGGGACUAAUCAGUGUUAGCUGAGCAGUUUCACUGAAUGAAUCCAGGCGACUCUGGUGCUGUCUGAAAUGAGCAGUGGACCCUGAGAGAGCGUCUGGAGUCUGCUCUGAUGUGUGCAGUCCCACUGUGAAACACCAUGUCAGAUGAAGCCAGCUCGGAGCAGGAGCCUUCUACAACCACAGUCAGUUCAGUUGCUGUGCAGGCUGGGGAUGCCAGCAUUGUUAUAGCUGUGCUUAAGUGUGGAAAAUGGGUGAAGCUUCAGCUAGCUGAAUCAACACCAAAUAUAUUAGAAAUUGGCAGCAAUCAAGAUGAGACUAAAAAACUACUUCAAGAUCAUGAAUUCCUCCUGUCCAAGCUGAAGGCUUUGGAAGACAAGGUGUGGGACCUGCUGCAUGAAGCAGACAAGGUUGCAGAGGAGAACAAAGAAAAGAGUCAGGUUUAUGAUGCCAUGGCAGAGACCCUUGGGGAUGCAUGGGAUGCCCUUAUCAUUACGUUAGAAAAGCGACAGGCACUUCUGGAACUUACUUCAGUGUUCUUUGAAAGCGCUCUGCAGUUUGCUGUCAAAAUUGACCAAGUUGAAGAUUUCCUGAAAAAUGCUCAGGAGUUUGACAAUAUUGACUCUUUAAGAGAACUUCUUCUGCAGCAGGAGCAUCAUACAAAAGAACUUUUGCAGAAGUCACUUGCUCUUUUAAACAAAAGCCAAGACCUAACUCAGUUCAUAGAAGAAUUCAAAUGUGAGGGGCCAAAUGCAAACCCAGAGCUGAUUCAAGGAGCCCAGAGCAGCUGCUUGAAGAUUGACAAUCUCCUUGAGAUGCUACAGGACAGGAGACGGCAACUGGACAAAUUCCUUAGACAUCAGCGCCAAGGACUCGAGCAGGUUCUGCAAAUUUGUUUGUGGCACCAACAAGAGAGCCAGGUAACAUCUUGGUAUAAGCAAAACAUCAGAGAUUACUUUCAGAAGCAAAACUUAGGCUCAUCACUAUUGGAAAAUGAAGAGUUACUUCAGGAACUUGAAGAAAUGGAAGUCAAAGUGAAAGAAUGGAAUUACACUGUGGAUCAAUUGGAAGGUGAAGCAUUUAGGAUCUUGCUUUCAGAGGAUUAUACAGAAAAAGAACAUCUAAAACUUUCAAAUGAGAAAAUCUGUCUGUUGCAAGAAGAAGUGUGCUUCCGUAUGGAAGAAAGGAAAGCCCUGCUGCAAGAGGCCAAUGACUUUUUUCAUGCUGCUGGCAAGGUACUUGAUGGUCUUGCAAGUAUUGAGAAUUAUCAUAAAAUCUCUAUUUCAGAAGGCUUACAUUUACCUAUAUUGACACUGAAGUACAAGGAAUUGCAGGAAGAAAUUAAGGGUUGUACAGCAACUACCAUGCAAAAGGGACGAACUUUAGUUAAUAAAGCAGAUUCUCACAGCUCUUGGGUGGCAGGAAUUCAGAAAAUGAUGGAGUAUGUCCAAAAAAAAAUAGAUCAAUUAAACAGCCAAUGUCCAGGUUAUGAAGAACUUACUUUGAAGAAACAACAAUGGACUGCCUCACUUGAAGAUCAUCUGAAUAAGGUGUCACAAUCAAUUAAAAAACUCGCCCCGAUGCUUGCAGCUGGUAUGGAGAUUGGCUCGUAUUUGUGUGAGUCAGAAAGAGCUUUGAAUAAACACCUUGAGCUGGCCAAACAAACAAAGGAAACUUCAUGUGAACUGAAAGCAGCUGAAGGAAUCAUCAAAAAUAUGGAAGAGUUGGAACCUGAGCAGGUGGCAGCUUUUUCUAGCAGAGCUGACUUUCUGAAUAAGGAACUGAAAAGAAUUGAAAAUAAUAUUAGUUCAAAGCUAGAAAUUCUAGAAACUUAUGUGGCCUUUUUACAGUCAGCUGUAGAGGUAAAUGAUGAUAUUAAAAAUCUAAAGGAAUUCUAUAAUUCAAAACCCCUACCAACAAACAGAGAGACUGAAAAUAAAAUUGCAAUAGAGUCAGCUAAUACGCAGUGGCAAGAGACUAUAAAGAAGACUUUUUCCACCCAAAAUAUGGGUUGCUAUUUUCUUAAUUUAGUAAAUGUGGUAAAUGAGAGUUUAAUAUUAGAAGUGGAAAAAUCGAUAAAAGUAACAGAAGAUAUCAUUAUUAAUCUGAAUAAAGAAAGGAAAGAGCUGUCUCAUCUUUGGGCAAUCUGGAAUUUUAAAAUUACUCAAGUAAAACCCAUAAAGCAACAGUGCCAGAUAUUUAAAGAACAACUAAAAAUCACCACCCGUGGAUUAGAGAUUCUUCAAGAGGCUCUCCAGCUUGCAGUACCAGUUGACCUUGGAAGUGACCUUUUAAUUGUUUUGGAACUACAGAAAAAGCUGAACCAAAUGAAACCACACUAUGAGCAACUGAAUGCUGAGCUUGAGUACCUGAUAAAAUUAUUGGAAUUGCCAAGCCAGAAAGGAUUUCCUGUGAAAGAGAACUCUGAGAGAAUAAGUGAGCUUAUUCAUUUCCAUCAAACAGUAAAGGAUGCAAUGAUAGAAUAUGAUGAGAUUUUCAGCAAGACAGUCAAAUUCCAUCACAUUAAAAAAGAACUGGAAUGUCUAUCAAAAUCAGGAGAACUGGAUAUUCCUGAAAUACAUGGGGACCCUGAAAAUGUGCACCAGGCUAAAGCCUACCUUGUGAAUUCUCAGGAGAAACAUGCACGUAUUAGACAGCUAUAUACUCUACUUAUUACCCAGGGAGUGGACAUCUUGUCUGCAGUGCAGCAACAUAAUUGCUUGAAUGUUUCGGUAAAGAAUCUGAAGCAAGAACUUGCUAGAUUUGAGUGUGAUAGCAUAAACUGGAGGUCCAGAGCUGAUAAGUAUGAGGAAGAACUGUCACAGUAUUUCCAACACUGCACCACUCAGGAGGAUAUAAAUGAGCUCAGAGAAUCAUUUAAGGAUCUCAAAAAGAAAUUCAACAAUUUGAAGUUUAACUAUAUAAAGAAAACUGAAAAAGCUCGAAAUAUGAAAGUACUUAAAAUACAGAUUCAGCAAGUUGAUACAUAUGCAGAGAAGCUACAGAUUCUUAAAAAGAAGAUGGAUAAUUUAGAGAAGAAAGUUGUUGACCCUUUUGCAAAUGAGCCUAAUGCUAAAGUUCAAGUUCUGUUGGGCUCAAUCUGUGACUUACAAAAACAGCUGAAUGACUUUAACAUGGUUGUGGAAGAUUACAAGCAAAAUCUGGAUCUCAUGGAGCAUCUGCAGCAGAUGAUGAAAGAGUGUCAAUUUUGGUUUGAAGAUGUGAGCGCAACAGUGAUUAGAGUUGGCAACUACUCUGCAGAAUGCAAAACCAGAGAAGCAAUAGAAAGUCUCUAUAAGCAAUUCAAUAAGUUUAUUGAACCUGCAGUGCCUCAACAAGAAGAAAAAAUCCAGCAGAUGAUGGACCUUGCUAGACGGUUAUAUGGUAUUGAAGAAGGAAAGAAGUAUGUUGAAAAAACUGUAUCAAAGUAUGAAGAAAUCAUGAAUUCUGUUGAUGGGUUGUGUAGAUCUCUGAGAGAACUUAAGGAGAUAAAGAAAGUUGAUUCUUCUGAAGAGUUGAUUACUGUUAAAAAAGAAGAAAGAAAUGGUCAAGAAGCACGUGAGAGUGUUAAAGAGGUGAAGCAAAAGCAGCAGUUCGAGGAGAGGAAUAUAUUGGCUGAUAUUUCAGUUAUCUGUCCAGCUGGUGAGGAUCUUGUUUCACAGGAUACAGAGCUGUCAUCUUCAGCCAAAGAGGAUAGUUUACAGACUGAAUUCCUGGCAGAAGAAACCCCCUCUGGAGAUGAAUAUGAGUACACCACCAGAAGCUGUCAGAGGCAGAUGGUUACCCGAGAAGAGAUUAGAAGUUCUUCAGAAAAGAACAGCAUGGCCAGCCUAACUGGACAGGCGCCUAACUUCUCCCAGCUUCUGUCUAACAAAACCGUCAUGGAAGGUUCUCCGGUAACUUUGGAAGUAGAAGUAACAGGAUUCCCAGAGCCUACACUGACAUGGUACAAGAAGGGCCAGAAACUGACUGCAGAUGAGCGCUUAAAGCUUUUACAAAAGGAGACAAAGCAUACUUUGUUCAUUCAGAAGGUGUGUGAUAAAGAUGCUGGCCUCUAUGUUGUUCGGGCUAAAAAUUUGAACGGCACUAUCUCCUCAAGUGCCAUUCUUCACGUGCAAGUACAAGGGAAACAGCCAAACUUCAUACAAAAGUUUGGACAUAGAACUCUGCAAGAGGGAGAAGAUUUAAUCCUGCAUUGCACUAUACAUGGGAAGCCCAAACCACAUGUCUGCUGGACAAAGGAUGACAUCCAAGUGGUAUCUGGAGAUAUCAGUAUUGAGAAAUUAGGAGAUACCUAUUAUCUUUUAAAAAGAAAUGUAGUCCUUGCUGAUACUGGGAGAUAUAUCUGUGUUGCCAGCAAUGAAAUUGGAAAGGCACACUGUUCUGCUUUCGUGACAGUGAUAGAGAAAAAUAAACCCCCCAAAACUUCCCGUGUCACUCAGGCUAAACCACAGUGGGAAGAUGGAUACUUUUCAGAAGAGGUAAAUGUCACCACAGCUGAGCUAGUACAAGCCCAGGAUCCACCAUGUGAGAGAGAUGAAAGGCCAGUGGCUAAAUGUACUCCAGUAAGGUUUAAAGAGAAACUCUGGUUUCAAGGAGUGCAUCUUGAACUUGAGAGGCCAUAAGAGAUUAACUUCAAUUUAAGACAUGAUCCCAUUCUUCUGCUGGAUGCAGUGGAACAGAAGAUGGACUGAACUGCAAGAUGCCAGAUUCCUGAGCAUGUUUGUGUUGUUUGCUGUGUCCAUUAGUAGAUAUUGGCCAUGGGUGAGGAGCAAUGAAUUUUGGGUGCUAUCCAAUAUAUGUCUAGAUUCAAAUUUGUAUUUUUUUUCUUUACAAAUAAAUCAUUAUUAAUAUUCAUCUGUGCAUAACAUUUAUUAGACAGUGGUU
Molecule: messenger RNA, 5020 nt
Organism: Poecile atricapillus (Black-capped chickadee)
Lineage: Eukaryota; Metazoa; Chordata; Aves; Passeriformes; Paridae
Gene: CCDC141
Product: coiled-coil domain containing 141
Exons: 30
Coding region: 274-4758 (1494 amino acids)
Biological process (GO): axon guidance
Cellular component (GO): plasma membrane; cytoplasm
Molecular function (GO): guanyl-nucleotide exchange factor activity
Source: RefSeq, a predicted model, not a curated record